Messenger RNA from Drosophila rhopaloa, 1141 nucleotides. RefSeq lists its product as uncharacterized. NCBI's taxonomy places the organism in Eukaryota, Metazoa, Arthropoda, Insecta, Diptera, Drosophilidae. The coding region runs from base 10 to 999 and encodes 329 amino acids. The transcript has a single exon. The record is from RefSeq and is a predicted model, not a curated record.
UCAAUCGCCAUGGAUCAGCCAACCCAGAACCUAAAGAAGCUGAUGAUGUUCCGCACUCCCAACGAUGAGGAGGCGCUGAAGAACCAGAUCUUCAUCUUCAACUCGCCAAUCGACUACAAGGACCAGCAGCUGAUUGUGUACCAGAAACCAGGCAUCCUCACUGGAGACAAGGACUUCGGCUACUGUGUGGUCUACAAGCGGGAUCACUAUGUGCUGAACAAUCCGCCCAACUUCAAGAGUCCCACAAAGAGGAGCUUCCUCAACGAGUGCAUCCGCCAGCUGUAUCUGAUCAACGGCAUGGGUCACAAGAUGUACUGGCGCACCACCAGUGCCAUGGCAUUGAGCACACCCGGCGAGGUCUGGCACCAGGUGAACAGUUGCCUCCUCCCCGAGAGAUUGUCGGCCCAGAAGGAGAGCCUCAAGCGGGUGAAGAGGCAGCUGUUCCGGGAGCCACGAGCAGACCGCAAGAAUCCGAAACCGCUGAAGGGCAAAGUCUGGGGCACCCAGGUCUUCUGCUUCAAGGCGAUGCGGGAGAAGAUCGGCAGGAAGUACAUCCGGCGUGGUUACCUCACCAUUGCCCGUCGCGAGGCUCUCCAGGAGAUGAUCCGCGAGCACUUGGCCCGCGAAAUGGUCUGCUCUCCGGCCGUGUGCCACACCGUGAUUAGUGCCGCCGAUGGCAUCUUCAAUGUGAAUGCCGGCGUCAUCGGAGACAUAUGCAGCUACCACAGCCACGUGGCUCGCCAUCAGCCCGCCGUGGAGUGCCGUCUCACGGCCGGAGAAGCCCGACUCCGGAACAACGAGGCCUGUCGACUGACACAGCGGGCCAAGCGACUGGAGGCCAUGUUCAUACACGAACAGGUGCGACGGGCCGUCCAGAACCACCAGCUCAUCCUCGAGGAGUCCGUGCGGUCCAUCUACUACGCCAAGGAGCUAUUCCGCCUGAUCGAGGAUCACGAGGAGUUCGUCUACACGGACAACAAGAUCCUGGGCAAGAUUUGAGGGCCCCAUUCCGACCGGCAUAGCCAAUCAUUUUUGUUUACUGCUUCCAUAAAAUGUAUUUUUAAUUAUAAGUAAAUUGUAAUAAUAAAAUUAAAAACAAACGAAAUAUUUGAUUUUUUAACGAUAUAAAAAGGUGAUUAAA